Messenger RNA from Cuscuta campestris, 1003 nucleotides. Lineage: Eukaryota; Viridiplantae; Streptophyta; Magnoliopsida; Solanales; Convolvulaceae. The record is from the annotation of a GenBank genome assembly.
AUAAUUACCCUUUUCUCAAAGAUCAAUUUUCAAGUAUAUAUAUAUAUUGCAUGAUUGUGAUAAGGGUAUCUCACAUUCUCACAUUAUGGAAGGAACUUCUCAAAGACUUCCUUAUACCAUAAGAUUCAUUGGUCUACUUGGUAGUCAUUCUCUUGGUAGAAAUCCAAAGUUUAUGGCUACUACGGUAGAGUUAGGAAGGGAAUUGAUAAGGCGAAAGAUUAAACUUGCCUAUGGAAAAGGUAGUGUUGGCCUUCAAGGAGCUGUUGCUUCAACAGUCUUUACCAAUGGUGGUCUCGUUAGAGGUUUCAUUCCUGGUUACAUAGCAACACGAGGUGUCUACGGACCUACGUACGGUGUAGAGCAUACAGUUUCCAGCAACUAUUACAAGUAUUUCGAGAUGAAUCACGCCGUGGAAGCUUUCAUCAUUCUUCCCGGAGGAGUUGACACUAUGGAAGGUUUGUUCACCUUGAUAUCGUGGGCUUCUGAAGGGUUACACAGUAGACCCAUUGGUCUUUUGAACAUUGACGGUUAUUUCAAUAACCUAAUCAAGUUUCUAGACGAUGCGGUGAGACAGGAUUUCAUGGCUUCCACUCAGAGAAAACUUUUCAUUUCUUCUUGUUUUCUAGGUGAGCUUUUAGACAAGCUAGAGUUCGCUAAAGCUUUUCCGGCUUUUGGGGCUAAUUAUGAAGAGUUUGCAAAUCCCAAGGGAUUAGAUUUGGAAUUACAUUUGUAAUAUUACUUCAUGUAAUCCCAGUUGUAUUUGUGUCGGAAUGAUAAUAGUUAUGAAUAUUAUUCUGCGUUGUAUGGCCAGUGCGAUCUGCAUUUCUUCAUUAUUCAAUCUUUCACUGUUGGUGUCACUAUUUCACGUCUUGUUUUAUAUUGUCGCCACGUCGCAAUCUUUCAUGUCAAUAGGGUAUACGAACAAGUGAAUUACUUUACUUCAUUAUUUCAAUCAGACUACAUCGACUUUUUUGAUGAUAAGCAAUAAGGUCAUUAAUCGCUU